GAAUCCUUGGAGACGGACAUUUUCCCCCCCGUAAAGGCAUGGAAAGAAAUUUAAUUUAGAGCAAAACAGGAGUCCUUAAGCUGCAAAGAUGUCUGCCAGAAUGUCUGAUCUCCGUGUCCUGCUGCUUCUGACUCUGGUGGGGAAGGCAGCCUUCGGGUUUUCUCUGAUGUCCCUGUUUCCAGACCUGGACCCAGAUUGGACUCCCGACAACUAUGAGUACAGCCCUGAGUACUACACACAGGAAGAGAGCACGGAUGGUGCUGUUGACCACCCCGAUAAUCCUGAGUGGUACUAUGAAGACUACAGUGAUAACCGGAACGAUCCAUGCCUGCCCAGCCCCUGUGAGCACGGUGGGACCUGCCUCGUCAGCGGGGACACUUUCAAGUGCAGCUGCCUGGACCCUUUCUCUGGAAGCAGGUGUCAGAAUGUGAAAAACACGUGCAAUGAAAAACCAUGUGGCUUGGGCGAAUGUCUCAUUACUCAGAGUCCUCCCUACUACCGCUGUGCCUGCAAGCACCCCUACAGGGGUCCAGACUGCUCCACAGCGGUUCCCGUGUGCAGGCCAAACCCCUGCCAAAAUGGUGGUACCUGCUCCCGGAACCGGCGAAGAUCCAAGUUCAUCUGUGCCUGUCCCGACCAGUUCAAGGGGAAAUUCUGUGAAAUAGGUUCUGAUGACUGCUAUGUUGGUGAUGGCUACUCUUACCGGGGGAAAGUGAGCAAGACGAUCAACCAGCACUCAUGCCUUCACUGGAACUCCCACCUCCUCCUGCAAGAGAAUUACAACAUGUUUAUGGAGGAUGCUGAAGCCCACGGGAUUGGGGAGCACAACUUCUGCAGAAACCCAGAUGGAGACAAAAAGCCCUGGUGUUUCAUUAAAGCAAACAGUGCAAAGGUGAAAUGGGAGUACUGUGAUGUCCCAGCCUGCCCAGCCCUAGACAUUACCGACCCGGUAGAGCCCCUGACCAAGCUUCCGGGCUUUGACUCGUGCGGGAGGACUGAGAUAACAGAGAGAAAAAUCAAGAGGAUCUACGGAGGCUUUAAGAGCACGGCGGGCAAGCACCCGUGGCAGGUGUCCCUGCAGACCUCGCUGCCACUGACCGCCUUCAUGCCCAAGGGCCACUUCUGUGGGGGGGCGCUGAUCCACCCGUGCUGGGUGCUCACUGCUGCCCACUGCACUGACCUAAAAGCCAAAAAUCUAAGAGUGGUCCUAGGGGACCAGGACUUGAAGAAGACAGAAUUCCAUGAGCAGACCUUCAGGGUGGAGAAGAUACUCAAGUACAGCCACUAUCAUGAACGAGAUGACAUUCCCUACAACGAUAUCGCUUUGCUCAAGCUAAAGCCAGUGGAUGGCCACUGUGCUCUGGAAUCCAAAUAUGUGAGGACUGUAUGUUUGCCUGAUGGUCCCUUUCCCUCUGGGACCGAGUGCCACAUCUCUGGCUGGGGUCUUACAGAAACAGGGGAAGGGUCCCGACAGCUCCUGGACGCCAAAGUCAAGCUGAUCGCCAACACUCUGUGCAACUCCCGCCGACUCUACAACCACACGAUCGACGAGACCAUGAUCUGUGCGGGAAACCUGCAGAGGCCUGGGCAAGACACCUGCCAGGGUGACUCUGGAGGCCCUCUGACCUGUGAGAAGGAUGGGACCUACUAUGUCUACGGGAUAGUGAGCUGGGGGGAGGAAUGUGGGAAGAAGCCAGGGGUCUACACCCAAGUUACCAAGUUCCUGAAUUGGAUCAAAGCCACCAUCCAAAGGGAGACUGGCUUCUAAGGUGCCUUGCGAACCUCAGAGCCCCUCCUCCUGAGCACCCAGACCAGGCGAGGCCUCGUGGGCAGCAACAGACACCCCUGGGAGCCUCCAGGAUGCACACGGCGAAGUAUCCGUGCUCUAAGCAGAGACAACAGCUUCCCGGCCUGGGGCGUCCCGGACCAACAUCUCCACCAUCAUCAGGCUCCCUCCUGAGUCAGUCGGGAAAUGACAGAAUCAGCCCUAAAUAUAUUGUGCUUGCUUCCCUUCACACCAUGGCACCUUCUAGAAAAUCACGGUUCACUGAC
Myotis myotis is the source of this 2052-nucleotide messenger RNA. It is a transcript of the gene HABP2, whose product is annotated as hyaluronan binding protein 2. Gene Ontology annotation, molecular function: calcium ion binding; serine-type endopeptidase activity. The record is from RefSeq and is a predicted model, not a curated record. Bases 89 to 1768 code for a protein of 559 amino acids. The transcript has 13 exons. Gene Ontology annotation, biological process: proteolysis. NCBI's taxonomy places the organism in Eukaryota, Metazoa, Chordata, Mammalia, Chiroptera, Vespertilionidae.